GAGAGAAGCAUCUUCGAAAUGAAAUCAGGAAAACUUUGUGUGCUCUUUUUUUCCCUAUUACCUCUUGUAACAGUUGAAGCAGGACUCUUCGACUUUUUUGAUGUGUUUUUUGAUAAAGAUGAUUUACGGCCUUUCGAUUGUGAAGAUUUUGAGAAGGAUUUAAGGGAGUCUCUAUAUGGGCAGCACAUUGCACUGGAAACUAUACUGAAGGCUGUGUCCUGGUUUAUGAGAGAUCCAGAACCAUCCAAACCACUGGUGCUCUCUUUCCAUGGGCCAACAGGAGUGGGAAAAAGUUAUGUGUCCAAGAUCAUCGCAAGGAAUAUUUUUAAAAAGGGGGAAAAGAGCAACCAUGUCCAAACAUUCAUAUCCGAUUACCACUUCCCUCACAAAAAAGAAGCAACAUUGUACCAAACCCAGCUUAGAGAGUGGAUUUAUGGAAAUGUAUCAAGUUUUCCACGCUCCAUGUUCAUAUUUGAUGAAAUGGACAAGAUGAAUCCACAGCUGAUUGAUGCCAUAAAACCUUUUCUGGAUUACAGUGAUGUAGACAAAGUGUCAUUCCACAAUGCAAUCUUCAUUUUUAUCAGUCAUGCACCUGGGAAUCUGAUUGUCAACAUGACUCUAGAUUUCCUUAAAGAAGGCAAAGAGAGAAAAGAGAUACAUGGCCAGGGUCUAGAGACUCAAAUCUUUCAACACAUCUUGAAUGAUAAGAACAAUGGAUUUUGGAACUCCAGUCUCUUAGGUCAGCAUCUGGUGGAUCACUUUAUUGCUUUCUUGCCUCUGGAACUGAAGCAUGUGCGCCAGUGUGUCCUGGCUGAAAUGGCCUACCUGAACAUGACUAAAGACUUUGAUCUGGCUGACAAAGUGACCAAAGACAUUAAAUUAUUCGCCCCAGAGGAGAACAUCUUUGCUGAAAAAGGCUGCAAGUCAAUCAGACAGAAGUUGGUGCUUCUCAGUCAGGCAGCAGAACUCAUGGUCAUGAUGAGGAUGGUAGUGGCAUUGCUCUCUGUACUGAUGGUCUGCGUUCUACUGAUGCAUGCAACGGUGGCCAACACUGGAGAAUUUGAUCCAUAUAAGGUUCUUGGUGUCACCAGAAGUGCAAGCCAAGCAGAAAUCAAGAAAGUGUACAAACGCCUGGCCAAAGAAUGGCAUCCUGAUAAAAACAAGAAUCCAGAGGCAGAAGACAUGUUUAUCAAGAUUACCAAAUCGUAUGAGAUAUUAUCAAAUGAGGAGAAGAGAGCCACCUUCGAUCGCUAUGGACAAACGGAUAACACUCAUUCCUAUGGUCACAGCCAUCACAGGUUCCGCCACUUUCACGACAACUUCUUCUUUGACGAAUCUUUCUUCCACUUUCCCUUCAACAAUAAGGGUGGCCAGGACUUUGCCGGCAGCAAAUACACAUUGCAUUUCAACCAGUAUGUGAAUGAAGUUGUGCCUGACAGCUUCAAGAGGCCUUACUUGAUCAAGAUCACCUCGGACUGGUGCCUCAGCUGCAUCCAUAUCGAACCGGUCUGGAAAGAAACUGUGCAGGAUUUGGAACCUCUAGGUAUUGGAAUCGGUGUGGUUGAUGUUGGUUAUGAACGCCGUUUAGCUAAUCACUUGGGUGCACAUCAAACUCCGUCCAUUCUUGGUGUUGUCAAUAGCAAAGUGACUUUUUUCCACUAUGCUGUUGUAAAGGAGCACCUGAUGCAGUUCGUGGAAGACUUGUUGCCACAGAGACUGGUCGAAAAGGUAACAGACAAAAACAACCAAGAGUUUCUGAAGAGAUGGCAUGAGCUGAACAAGCCACAUGUUCUUCUGUUUGACCAAGUGCCUUCGGUUCCUCUACUUUAUAAGUUAACAGCAUUUGCCUAUAAGGAUUAUGUGCAGUUUGGAUAUGUGGAUCAGGGCCUUUCUGAAACCGCUGACCUGCUCAAAAGGUUCAACAUCAACACCUAUGCCCCUACUAUGCUUGUCUUCAAAGAGGAUGUAGAAAAGCCUGCAGAUAUUAUACAGGCUAAAGGGAUGAAGAAACAGAUAAUAGAUGAGUUCAUCUCCAACAACAAGUUUCUUCUAGCCCCUCGUCUGGUGAACCAGAAUCUGUUUGAUGAGCUUUGUCCUGUCAAACAGUUCCAUCGACGCAGGAAAUAUUGUGUUCUGCUAAUUACUGGUGAAGAAGAGUCCUUUGCCACAGGAAAUGAAGCCUUCCUCUCUCUAGCCUCUGCCAAUACUAAUGACGUGCUCCGGUUUGCAUACAUCUACCAGCGACAUCAGCAGCCACUAUGUGACAUUCUCUUAAAAAACAACGAUGGCCCACCACAGGUGGUGAUUUUGGAGAGGCGUAACAGUGCUGGUAAAGUCCUCUAUAAGCCAGUUUUGGGAGGAUGGAAUGGCAGUAAGGAAGACAAACACAAGCUCUUGGAGGAACUAGAAAGACUGCAGAAAGAUCCAUCCAUCCUCAACUAUGAUGCCAUCCUGCCUGAGCUCAACAAUGAAUUUGCAUCUAUGUUUUUAAUCAGAUGGAUUUACACAGCAUAUGACUUCUUGUCUGAAAUUAUUGAUGAUCUUCUUCACAGUAACUGGCGUGAGAUGAUGCCCCUUUUGUCUUUGAUAUUCUCCGCACUCUUCAUUUUAUUUGGCACUGUAAUAAUUCAGGCUUUCAGUGAUUCAAGUGAGGAAAAACAGCCCAAAGCAAAAGAGUCAUCCAAGUGUGAGAAUGAUUCACCAAGCACCUCUAACACAUCCAGUCGCCCACCAAGGAAGAGCUUUGUGGAGGUGACAGAGUUGACUGAUAUCACAUACACCAGUAACCUGGUGAAGCUGAGGCCAGGUCAUAUCAAUGUGGUUCUGGUUCUUAGUGAUGCAACCAAGAACAUCCUGCUUAGCAAGUUUGCCAAAGAGGUUUAUUCAUUCACUGGGAGCUUGACACUACACUUCUCCUUCCUAAAUGUGGAUAAACAUAACGAAUGGAUGGCAGCCGUACUGGAGUACGCCCAGGAUGCCAUGCAGAUCGACAUGGAUGAAGACGAUUUGGCCAGCCGUAAAGUAGACUACACAGGCUAUGUCCUGGCCCUAAACGGCCACAAGAAAUACCUGUGUCUUUUCAAGCCAGUCUACACAGGUGAAGACCUGGAAAGCAAACAGGAGGAGGAAGAAGGAGGUUCGAGGUCCAGAAAGGGCAUGACACGGUCUCGGUCCACAACUCUUCAAAUCCACCACAAACUGGACCGACUUGGGCUUUGGAUGGAGCGACUGAUGGAAGGGACCCUGCCCAGGUACUACGUCCCAGCCUGGCCAGGACUGGAUAAGAUAACGGUCAAUAAAUAGAGUAUGAUGGGAGCUGGUAUGCUUUUGAUAAAGCCAAUAACACCUCUAGUUUAAUUAGAAAGACUGAAGUUCUCUUGAUGCACGACCAGGUGUGAUGCUGCAAAUAGCUCAACUGUACUUGUGAUGAACUGUGAUGUUCGUAAAACGAAUUUACGUAAUAAGAUUUCACAAAAGGCCUCUCUGUGGAAGGGUUAAAUUUACAUAAACAUUUUUCAGACACAUCCAAAGCGACUUUAGGCCAAAGUAUACUUCGGUUUUCCACGUGCUGUUACGUAUCGCACACUGUGAGCCUAAUGCAAAUUUUGCACCUGCUGUUAACUGUAAUAAAGAGAAUCGCAAAGCAGUCGUUUUGUGGGCCUCUGUAUGGGCUCUCAAAAGAGUGUAUUUUUAAUGGCUAAGCACUUGACCGUGAGCGAGACGUAACAGCACGUGGAAGAACAAAGUAUACCCUGGACUUUAAACAUUUUCUCAGUUUGUGCAUUCCUUGGGAGUCAAACCCGUGACCUUGGCCAGUGCACUGUUCUAUCUGUUAAACUAGAGGAACACGGUACAGCUAAAAGUUGCUCUGCACAUAGCUGUUAUUGUCAUCCUUAUUUGAGUUGUGAAAGGAUGAAUAACCAUUCCUGCAAAUUUUAUGGCAUUUGAGGGACUUGAAAUUACACUGACACUGUUAAUGACUUCAUGGAAACAUUUUUACGUCAUCCAACCGCAGUGCUGUUGGCCAGUUUAGCUGCUCUAAUGGAGGCCUUUACAAUCAGUUUGGGUCUUCAGUAUUUAUUUCAGAAUGCUGUUGGGUGAAAGCAAGUAUAUUUAUACAGCUGGCCUAGCUUUUAGUUUCAUAUCUUAUGCUUUAAAAAUGUGUCUGUUCUACGCAUAUUUUGAACACCGCUAGUUCAAAAAUAGUCUUCAAAAUGUAGCAUAACUUGAUCACUGUAGAAAAAUUUGCUCAAACACUGUUUAGUCUUAAAGGUACACUCAGUAAUUUUUUAAUGUAGCAUCUUGGGCUUACACUGACACCUAGCGGCUUGGAUGCAGCAUUAUUCAAACUUAGUAGUUUUGAGUUAUUGUCGCCAAUGUAGAAAUUCACAGCCAGUCAUGAUUCAUUUAAUCCCUGAGUGAAAGUGUCAAAUAACAGGGCGGUUACUGAGAUUAAGCGAGUAGUAUUCGACUGGUCAUGUGAUUCAUGGACCCUCUCCAUGUAGAAUAAAACAGCUUUUAUAAGGUUACCGAUAUCACUGGAGUCUUCAUCUCAUGCCUGUGCUUGCAGUUUUAUACAUGUUUCAAAAUAUCAAUUAAUUUCUUUAGAAGUAAAACUUUUUAAAUGAGGAAAAAAUUACUGAGUUCACCUUUACCUAGGUUUACUCAUAACAAUGCUGUGAAUUUUUGUUUCACAAAUUGUAUUUCCCUAUUUUAACCCCUCAAUUAUGGGCUGCACAAUUAAUUUACAAGUACAGCUGCCACAGUGAACUAAUUGUGAGUAUAAAGUAUCAAUUAUAGCAGUCCAUGUAGGUCUACUCAUGAUGUGUCAAAAUGUUAGACUUAAUUUUCUAUUUAACGUGUGUUUUUGCGUCGGUUGAGCAUUGUAACCAAUCACAAGUCUGUUGCUUGCUUCUGUGUAUAAUUUAUUUGAAAAUUUUAAGUUUUGUGUCUUCAUGUACUGAUAAAUAUAAAGUAAUGAAGUAAAUCAGAAGCACUUGUUUUAGAUGUGUAGCCUACAUAAAAAAAAAAAAAAAAAAAAAAUGCAUGCAGUUGAUCUGCCCAAAAUAAGUAUUUUAAUGUAAAUUGAAUUAAUCAAAAUUACAAUGUCAUGUAAAAUAAUCGGCAAUUGUUAUUUAUAUAUUCAUAAUCGUGCAGUCCUACACUAUCAAGAAAGUGCAAUAUUAUAACUUUGCUUUAAAUAUCUGACUUAUAAGCUGUUUGUUUUAAAAUAAUUAGGUGAAAUUAUUAACUCUACACGAUGUUUUCAACUAAAAACGGAAAACUUUUUAUGCGUUUUGGCUGUUCGUUUACACAUGAAUUUGUGAAAACGAUCAAAAAUGCGCAUGCGUAUUACGUGUUCAGUCUAUAGGCAUGCACGUGAUUACUUCAAAACAAUGCUUGGAAGAAUGCUUAUGUAUGCAGGCUCGUAGUGUUUCUUUACAAAGUGACCGCCAACUACUGGCCUGGCAUGCAUAAUACAGUGUUUUUAGUCAUUUUCGCGGAUCCGUGUGAACGGGGAUCGUUUUGACAGUGUUGUCAUCUGUACGCGAAACUUUUCAAAAACGCAAAGGAAAAACGUUUCUGUUUUUAGUACAUCGUUGUCCUGUAAACGUACCCUAUGGCUACGUCCACAGUAAUCCGGAUACAUUUGAAAAUGACGUUUUCAUUUUCGAAAUGCUCUCCGUCCACACUGACGCUUUCGAACAUUUUCCAAAAGUUGCUCCUCCACACUAAAAAUAGCCAUUCCAUGUACAGUCUUAAACGUUAUUGUCCUCAUGUUCUGUCACCAGACAGCAAUUCCAAGUAAACUUCCUGUUGCCUUUGAAGGAAUGCAAUGUGAAGUUUGUACAAAGUAACAUUAUCUUUAACAAUGCUAUCAAAGUGAAUAGCAGGCACAACAACAUCGCUAUAACACUGGCCGCCAUCUUGAAUGUUUUGGGUUGAAUGGCUCACAUGACUGCGUCACAUGACAACAAAUACGUCAUAGUUUUCAAAUAUCUCCAUUUUCUCUGUUCACCCUAAAACACAAAGACAGUGUUUUAAAAUGUAUACACUUGGGAGAGCAUUUUCAAAAAGCUCAGUUUUCACUGUCAAAAACGCUGUCUCAGUGUACGUUAAGAAAACGUUAGUGUGGACAUGGCCUAAAAGUAACAAAAAACCUAAUUCUAAGAUAUAUAUAUAUAUAUAUAUAUAUAUAUAUAUAUAUAUAUAUAUAUAUAUAUAUAUAUGGUGGCGCGGUUACUCACCUCAAUCCGGGUGGCGGAGGACAAAUCUCAGUUGCCUCCGCUUCUGAGACAAUCCACGCAUCUUAUCACGUGGCACAUUGUGCAUGACUCCGUGGAGACUCACAGCAUGUGGAGGCUCAUGCUACUCUCCAUGAUCCACGCACAACUUACCAUGUGCCCCAUUGAGAGCGAGAACCACUAAUUGCGACCACGAGGAGGUUACCCCAUGUGACUCUACCCUCCCUAGCAACUGGGCCAAUUUGGUUGCUUAGGAAACCUGGCUGGAGUCAGUCAGCACACCCUGGAUUCGAAGGGGUGGUAGUCAGUGUCAAUACUCACUGAGCUACCCAGGCCCCUAAGAUAAAAUAUUUAAUUGAAAUGUCUCUAAAAUAUUUUGAGACAUUUAUUCAAUUUAUUAGAACCAUAUAUUAGUUAAUCUUCGAAAAAAAUACCAAAAUUUGAAAUAUUUUUUUAUUUACAAAUGAUGGUGAAAAAUAGUACCUCUGUCAUCUUAAUUUUCAAGAAUUUAUUCAGAUAUAUCCUUUGUUUGAAAAGGUAACUUUAAAAAUUUAGGUUUUUAAAUGUGUUAUCAAAAAGAUAUAAAGCAGGGUAUCUCAACCUUGUGCCCACUGCGUCCCAGCUUCUUUUUUUUUUUUAAUGCCAGUCAUCCAUGACCCACCAAGAAAACAGAUAUGAUCAGUUCUGCUGUCACUGUCAAUUUAUAACUCCAUGAGUGUUCAACAUCACACACACCUGAGAUACUACAUUCCAAAACAAGAGAGAUAUAUCCACUAUUAUUUCCAAAACUGCUCCAGUGAGAAGUCAUAAAGAUUUUGUUCACCCUCUUUAGUGUUUUGUGGUGAAGUAACACAUAUCACUAAUUAACAUUUGCGUGAAGGCAUCUCAACGCCGUUAUUGCAGGAUAAACUGUUAUUUUUUCCUGCUAUGACUGUUUUCAUGACAAACAAAUAUCUCUGUUAAGCUGUUCAGACGAGUUUGACAGAUUCGCGCUGAUGAGUGACUCUCAGGUGAAAUUGAGAGCGUGAAUUCUUGAUUGACAGACCGCACACAUACUGUUUCUAUGAACGCACCCGCUGACGCACAGCCACUCUCAUUAAACAUCAGCUGUCUGUGCUCAGUUUUUGCAGUUUAUUUCCCUCACUAACUGUGCUGUGCUUCAGCCAUUCAGAGAGCUACCAUGAGCCCUUUGAUAAAGGAUCACCUCGAUUGAAUUCAUGCACAUUUGAUAGGCUAUUGAUAAAUAUAUUUUUUAUGAUGAAUGCGUGCCACGUGUUGAGUAGUGCUGCUAGUGCAUGCAACGGUUUCUGGCAUUUAUGGAUUAUUGUGAUUGGACAGCUAAUAAUUAACAUUAGAGAAAUGCAGCCUCUUACUUGCGGUCAUUUACAUAAACCUUGAGAUAUUAACACAAUUUGACAAUAGAGGUCACUGUUGCCCCAAACAAUGCAAAUGUACAGUUCUAUCCUUCUAAUUGGUAAUUUGUACUCAUGACAGAAAAGAUCUCAUGACCCAGCAAAAUUGGGUUGCGACCCAGUGGUUGAGAAACCCUGAUAUAAAGCAUCCGUAAUUAGAUUUUAUUUAGUCACUUCAUUCUGUUGUUGCGCACCACCGUGUCAAAUUUCUUGACAUCUUCCACACCCGAUGAAGUAGAAACUGUUACACAAGCACAGCUUCACAGCAAUACCUGUAGAAUAGGAACCGGCCCUUCCUGUGUGUUAGUCACAAGGUGUAAAUAGUUACAUAGUCCAACUGAUGUGUAAAAAUAUCAAAUGCGUUUGUGAAACGCUGAAAAUACAUUUCAAUAUUUGAUCACCCAAAAAUGAGAAUUCUCAACAAAUAGUACCAGAGUUCUUUUGUAACGUACAGUACUAAUUACUACAUUUCAUUUUUUCAUUGGAGUUGACGUGCUGUGGCAUGCUAGACAUUUUCUCGACAGUACAUAGAGAAUAACUUAUAUACAGCAACUAAUCUGAAGUUU
This is a messenger RNA of Myxocyprinus asiaticus (Chinese sucker), 8223 nucleotides long. It is a transcript of the gene dnajc16, whose product is annotated as DnaJ (Hsp40) homolog, subfamily C, member 16. The record is from RefSeq and is a predicted model, not a curated record. Lineage: Eukaryota; Metazoa; Chordata; Actinopteri; Cypriniformes; Catostomidae. The transcript is spliced from 19 exons. Gene Ontology annotation, molecular function: ATP binding; ATP hydrolysis activity. The coding region runs from base 19 to 3303 and encodes 1094 amino acids.